AUUGCGAAUGUCCGUGCCCCGUUUCCGAUUCCGCUGCACGUUUCCGUGAUGGAAUAUGUACAUGUGAAAAGAAGCAAAAACAACACUGUCGGUGAGGCGUCACUCCGCCAUUCGUUAUGCAAUUCUCUCGCAAAAUAACAAUACCCAACAAAAGUCGAAUAAAUUGAACAAAUAAAGCCGAAACUUUGGUAGAAAGCGGCACGUAAACUCUGACAGCAAUGGGAAACCAAGGAGUCGCUUUAAAAGCCGCAACCAAUUCAUUAGCCAGCCAGUGUUGAUAAGCCAAAGAACCCUAUAUUAAUUGAAAACCCUUGCCAAAUGGUUGGGAACUUACUCUAGGCCCACUUUGUAUGAAAUAUUAUACCAAUGCGGUUGAUAUAUUUAAGCCUAUUGCUGACUGUUCUACUUUUUGUAGUGCGUUUUACUAAUGGAGCUAAAUUAGGGCCGACUUUUCAAAGGGCCACAGUGAAGCCUUUGAUAUCUUCAUUUGAAGUAAAAAAGUGCCCCAAAGUUAAGACCCUGAAGCAUGUAAAUAAAAGAAGAUUAUUAGGAGUCUGGUUCGCCUAUGCUACAACACCUCUGGACCUACCCGUCUACCAGCGACGUUGUGCCUCAUACAAUGUGCAAAACAGUCCUUACUUUAACACCAAUAUCUUGUUUACGGACUACAAGCAUUUCGUUAUAACCUAUGCAUGCACACGCAAUGAUCAGACCAUGAUGUACAAUGUUAAAUUGCGCAUUCUAACCCGCACGCGCACUCCACUGUUAGACAACUUAAACAAGGCCCUGUUUUACCUAGAGUCAAUCGCAUUUCCAAGCGAAAAACUUGAGUUUCUCAAGGCGGAAGCGUUUUGUUUCGAGUGGUACAUAUUGAACUACCACGUUAAACCCAGACCGGGACGACACAAUGCCCCAACGAACUUCGUUUGGGAUCAUUGAUGAUGUUGACGAUGACAGCGUGAAUUAAUUGCAUAACUAUCGCUAAUUAUUACAACAUAAUCAAUGAUUCAAGGAGCUGCGGCGAUGGAAAGGAAAUCGUAUAACUUAAUUAGUUUGAGUUGGCCCAACCAAAAUCAAUUACCAACGACAGUUUCACUCGACUGAUUGGGCCCGGUCCUUCAAGGAACCCAAUUGUGCUGAUUCCCGUGUCCUUGUUCCCGAAACCCACUUGUAUGCAUACAUAUAUCGACACAGUAAAAAAUAACUAAGGACUUGAAAUAUGUGAAAAUUAAAAAAUAUUAUGGGAUAUAUUUUCUUUGGCGAUAUACCGAUUUAAAGUUAA
Molecule: messenger RNA, 1282 nt
Organism: Drosophila suzukii
Lineage: Eukaryota; Metazoa; Arthropoda; Insecta; Diptera; Drosophilidae
Source: RefSeq, a predicted model, not a curated record